CUGCUGCUGUUUUUCUACUUUAGUAUGAACAAUUAAUUGUUAACUCUUUUGCUCACUUCUAAUUUUACAAAUAUUCUGAACUUUUCUGCAUUUCUGGUAACACACUACAAACUAACACAAACUAUCUAUCAAACAUUACAAACAAGACAAGCACGAAUAAAGCUAAAUCAAAACAGAAGAGAAUAGAAGAGAAAAUGAUGAUUCAGAGAAAUUGAAUGAGAGUUCUAAUUUAUUUUAUUAAUUUUCGCUGCCGUACUUUCCCUUGAGAAAACAAAAACAACUCGAACUCCAUCGUUCCAACCCCCCAAACUCUCAGUUCGAAUGAGUUUCCUUUUAUUUUAUUUUUCGUUUCAGUUUCAGUGACACCCUUUCAGAACCCUUAGAACCCUUAUAGAUAUGAUUGAACAGAGCGGUUUAUUGCUAUGUGUGUUCAUAUGCUUCUUGCUAUAUCAUGCUGUGAGGGCUGAGAUACCAUUAGGUUCUAGACUUUCGGUGGUUGACAAUGGCAGCUGGGUUUCCAAAAAUGGUAAUUUUACCAUUGGAUUUCUUAAGAUUUCGGAUGAGCCUGGCCAGUUUAGUUUUGGCAUUCGUUUCAGCGACAAGUCUAUACCGUAUAGUCAACAAAGAAUGGUGUGGAGUGCUGACUUUCUGUAUGGAGUAGGUAACAUGUCCUAUUUCCUUUUCACCACAGAUGGUGAAAUGGUCCUGUUUGAUGAUCAGGGAAUGCCUUCAUGGAGCAGCCAAACCAGUAACAAGGGUGUCGUGUCGGCUUCUCUUCUUGACAAUGGAAAUCUUGUUCUAAUUGAUAGAGAGCAAAAGGUCAUUUGGCAAAGUUUUGAUAGUCCAGAUGAUACACUUCUCCCAGGACAGUUUCUAUCUUGUGAUAAGAUGCUUCAAGCUGCAAAUACGAAUCUACUGUCCAGUUACUACACCCUGUCUAUGAAUGUUUCGGGACACUUGAUGCUCCUUUGGCAAGGUAUUAUUCCCUACUGGACAAGCCAAAACCCUUCUGUUCCGAAUCUCACUGCAUAUGUAACAAACAAUGGAGCUCUGCAACUUUUAGACAAAAAUCUUAAUGUUGUUUGGACCGUGUUUGGAGAAGACUACGAUGAAUAUGUUAAAUACCGGUUUCUUAGGAUAGAUGUGGAUGGCAAUCUCCGCUUAUAUUCGUGGGUGGAGGCUUUGCAGUCAUGGAAAUCUGUCUGGCAAGCUUUUCAGAACCAGUGCAAGGUUUUUGCGACUUGCGGUAAACGGGGGGUCUGUGUUUUGUCUUCCUGUGGUACUGCUGAUUGUGUGUGCCCUUUCAACCAGACGGACACUGAUGAGACUUGUUUGAUUCCAUAUGAACAAAAGUGUAAACAUGGUUCCACUAUGAUCACAUAUAGGAAUAUACACCUAUUUGGGCUUUUCCCUAUUGAUGGUCCGGCUAUCAAGACUAGCGUGAAUAAAUGUAUGCAAUUGUGCCAGAAUGACUCUAGUUGUACUGCCGCAACCUUUUCUAAUCAUUUUCUUCCCCAAUGCUCGAUAAAGAAAUCUGAGUAUGUCACUGGCUAUUUAGAUUGGUCUCCAGACGUGGUAUCAUUUGUCAAGAGUUGCUCAUCUACAUCUGCCCCAAAGUUCCCAUGUCAAAGUCAAAGCUCACCUCCAACAGAAGAAGAUUCUGAUAUUCGUGUUCCUUGUCUAAUAGGAAUAUCCUUAGACACAAUUAUCAUCGCUGUUGUCCUUCAACUCGGAUGUUUUUAUCUUUUCAUCUACAAAAGGAAAACCUCUACUAGAUGCAAAUACAAUUUACCUUCCGCAGACACAAAUUUAAAGGGCUUAGUUGUGUUGUUAUCUUUUUCAGAGAUCAAGAGCGUCACUGAGGAU
This is a messenger RNA of Arachis stenosperma, 1866 nucleotides long. RefSeq names its product G-type lectin S-receptor-like serine/threonine-protein kinase SD3-1. NCBI's taxonomy places the organism in Eukaryota, Viridiplantae, Streptophyta, Magnoliopsida, Fabales, Fabaceae. The record is from RefSeq and is a predicted model, not a curated record. Gene Ontology annotation, biological process: recognition of pollen. The annotation marks the transcript as partial. The transcript has a single exon.